CCACCCUUCAAAUAUUUCAGUGAAUGACUUUGUCGAUCGUGGACGUGUAUUUUCAAUUUCUUCCCUUCUGCUCCUUUUUGGUCGUCGUAAACGAAUCGAGAUAGAAAAUGGCUUCCACUUUUGGUUUUAUAACUAUCUUAGGCGCUUGUCUACUUGUUACAGUUACGGCUUUAAAUUGUUAUACAUGUAACAACUGUGCCAAGACAGCGACCAACCUCCAGCAGACCAGCCGUCUUUGUCCCGCCGGAGUGAUGGGCAUGGCUAUCCCUCAGUGCUAUCAUGAAAUGACAAGCAUGGGCACAUUAAACCGGGGUUGCACAAACCGCUCCGACUGCACCUCCCGAUCCACCCAGCGUAUGGAACGUCAAUGUGGUCCCGGAGUACAGCCCCCUUGCUUCGCUUGCUGUGAAACCGACAACUGUAACGUUGGAAACGGCGCCGCCAUGACAACGGUAUCCAUGGCUACGUUCCUUCUCCUUCUCGUCCCAUCCAUCCUCUCCAUGUUUGUCAGCUGGUAGAAAAAAAUUCUUUUGAAGAGGAAAACCGGACGAACAGGGAAAUAUUCCUGUUAAGGGACGGACUGCAUGCAAACACAUGGGCGGGGGGAUAACAAUUUUUUUUAAGAGCCGGUAGGAGUGUAAAUAAUUAUUAAUCGUCAGACUAUUCGCUUUGUAUUGUUUCUAGAUUUAUACUUGUUGUAAAGUGUGUAGCAUUGUUGUUUGCAAAAAAGUAUUACCAUGAAAAGGCAAUGGACAACGAUAGACAGCAGGAACGCAAUACUUGGAUCGUGUCAUGUGAGUGUCUUCCGAGGAUAUGUUUCUUCAUUAGGGAUGUCUUUUCUAUUCUCCCAAACCAUUUAACUUUCCCCCGUUGUCUAUCUCACUAUCUCCCCCCCUCUCUCUCUCUCUCUCUCUUGCUCCCCCUCCUCUCUCUCUCUUUCUAUUUUAUAAUGGAAAAAUUGACCUAUAUGUACCCUCGGGUCAACGUCACUUACUAGUCAAAUUUUUUGUUGUUGAUACUUCGUAAAAUGGUUCUAUGAUCUUUGUAAAGCAUUAUCAUU
Strongylocentrotus purpuratus (purple sea urchin) is the source of this 1060-nucleotide messenger RNA. RefSeq lists its product as uncharacterized. NCBI's taxonomy places the organism in Eukaryota, Metazoa, Echinodermata, Echinoidea, Camarodonta, Strongylocentrotidae. The transcript is spliced from 3 exons. Bases 108 to 518 code for a protein of 136 amino acids. The record is from RefSeq and is a predicted model, not a curated record.